Molecule: messenger RNA, 902 nt
Organism: Racocetra persica
Lineage: Eukaryota; Fungi; Glomeromycota; Glomeromycetes; Diversisporales; Gigasporaceae
Source: the annotation of a GenBank genome assembly
CCGAUCAAGUAAAUGAUCAAGAAAAAAGUCGGCUCAGUUUCAUAAGCUCAAUUUCGAAUUUUCGGCCACCGGAGACGAUUUUAGAAAUAGGAACUAGAGGGAAAAAAAAGUCAUCACUUACCUCACCUAUAAUAAAACAACGUAAAGAAACUGUAGUGAAGGCGACAAUAAAUACAAAGGAAAUGCAAACAAAUUGUGAAAAUAUGCCCAAUGAUUAUGAAGACGAAACAAAGGCUCUAACACCUAGUAUAACCAAGAAACGAAAGACCGAUGAUUCUACUAAAAUUUCUAAAAGACAGAAAAAAGAUAAUUUUCGAGAUGAGGAAUACUAUAUUCCUCAUUAUCAAAAAGAUGCAAAUACAGAAAAAGGAUAUUCAGUAAAUCAAGGCAUAUCUUUCGCUGAGGAAUCAAAAAGAGCUCUUUUUGGUCAUCAAAAUGAUGAACAGAUUCCGGGUGUAAAUAAAAAGAAAGGUUUAAGAUGGGAUGGUAAAAAGAAGAACUUUGUUCGUGGUGAUGGCAUAGGGUCUGACAACAAAAAAUUUAUUAUCAGUGAAAAUGGAACAAAGUUACCGGCUACAUACAAAAGCGGGAGGUUCACAGAGUGGCAACAGCAACAUAAGUUAUUAAUACCUCGUACUGGAGAAGAAGAAAUACAAUCAGCACGUUUUGACGUUAAAAAGUUUCGUCACAAAGCAACUAAUUCUUCCGAACCCUUGGAUCCUCUUGCAACGAAUCACGGGAAAAAACAAAAGAAUUUGAAAAAAGCAAAUUCCCGAAAUUCUGUCAAGGCCAAGAAUGAACUCAAAACUGUAGAACAAAUUUGCAAGCAAAGAAGAAUAAAAGAAAAGCGAAGGUCUAAAAAUGCGAGACCUAGUCGAAAGGGACGGCUCAAAAAGAAGUGA